AUGGACAGCAGCAGUGAGCAGCUGGGAGGAGGCGAGGACGAGGCGACCUGCACGUCAGCCUCUGAGGGUCUGGAGGAGGGGGAGGUGGAGGGGGAGACCCUGCUGAUCGUGGAGUCGGAGGAUCAGGGUUCGGUGGAUCUGUCACACGACCAGAGCGGAGACUCUCUGACCAGCGACGUGGGCGAGGAGGCUGACGGAGGCUGGGCCUGCGAGGACAUGUCCUUCUACUGCGACCGCUGCCACAAGUGGGUCCCUGCAGCUCAGCUUCAUGGUGAACAACCCAGCUACCUGAAAGGAGACAACUUCUUUAAGUUUGUGUGCUGCGACUGUUCAGAGGACGACAAGGAGAGCUUCGAGAGGAUGAGACUCACCUGGCAACAGGUGGUGAUGUUGGCCAUGUACAACCUGUCUCUGGAGGGAACGGGUCGCCAGGGUUACUUCAGGUGGAAAGAGGAUAUCUGCGCUUUCAUUGGCCGACACUGGAACUUCCUCCUAGGAACCAGGAAGAAGACGUCGACGUGGUGGAGCACGGUGGCGGGCUGUCUGUCCGUCGGCAGUCCCACCUUCUUCCGCUCGGGAGCGCAGGAGUUCGGCGAGCCCGGCUGGUGGAAGCUGGUCCAGAACCGACCUCCGACUCUGAGACCUGAGGUGGACAAAUCCACUACCAAGACUAAAGCCACCAAGCCCGCCGUGGACCCGAUCAUCACCGUGGAGGGUCUGAGGAAGCGUGGCGCCAGGAACCCGGUGGAGAACGCCAUGCAGCUGAAGGAAAAACGCUCCCGCACACAGGAGGCCAAAGACAUCCGGCGGGCUCAGAAGGAGGCGGUGGGAGGCUACACCGAUCGCAGUGCCUCCUCCACGCCGGUCAAACUGGGCGGAGGCCGCGGGGGCAGCACUGGACGCCGGCCCGACCUCGUCCUGGAGAAAGGGGAGGUCAUAGACUUCUCCUCCCUCAGCUCUUCAGACCGAACACCGCUCACCAGCCCGUCACCGUCACCUUCACCUGACUUCUCCGCCCCGGGAACGCCAGCUUCUCAUUCAGCGACACCCAGCCUGCUGUCAGAGGCGGACCUCAUCCCUGACGCCAUGCCGCCGCAGGCGCUGUUCCACGACGAUGAGGAGAUGGAGACGGAGGGAAUGAUUGACCCCGGGAUGGAGUACAUCCCUCCUCCCAGCGCCAACCUGGCCGCCCGCAAGAAGCUCCACAUAGCCCCCCCUCACAUUAAACGUGAGGCAGUGAGCGAGGACGAUGAAGGCCGCGACCGCGAAGACGACUUUGAAGAGCCAGUUGGACGAGGUGAAGGUCCGUCUCUCUCCACUGGGGGGUGUGUUGGUGCCGGAGGACCCGAGCGGAGGAGGAUAACUCAUCCUGAGAAAGCCGGCGGUGCCGGCGGCGUCUCCCAGACUCCUCGCUUCGCCCUGCUCAGUCUGUACGAGGAGAGGAUGCUGCUGCGACGGCUGGACGCCUGCCCGCUGGCCUUGGCCGUCACUCCGCAGGCCAAACGCCUCCACAGGAAACUGUUGGUCCGCCAGGCCAAGAGGCAGAGAGGGCUCCCGCUGUUGGACAUUGACCGGGCCGUCAGCGCCACCCUCAGCCUGGUGGGAGGGAUCUACGGCGCCCAGGAGGGCGGGACACUGCGAGGGGGAAUCAUAGGCAAAUACUGCACCAACAGCCAGGAGCUGCGUAUCCUCGAUCGCUUCCAGACCAACCUCUCUAACAGGCGGGUCCAACAGCACUCGGUCUCCUUCUGGCAUCGUCUCAUGGGGGCAGAGGGCAGUUUGGACCGGAGCAUCAAGAGUCCGUACACGUCCCGACUCCUGAAACCCUACAUCAGGAGGGAUUAUGAGAGUCGUCCGGUGAAGUUGAGGUUGUUGGCAGAGAUCCGGUCGUACCCUCACAGGAAGAACCCCGACUGGGUCCCUGAACCCAACGCCCCCAUUGAUUACUGCUACGUCCGUCCCAACCACAUCCGAUCAGUGAACGCCAUGUGUCACGACAGCUUUUGGCCAGGUGUGGACCUGUCCGAGUGUCUCCAGUACCCGGACUUCAGCGUGGUCGUCCUCUAUAAGAAAGUCGUAGUCGGCUUUGGUUUCAUGGUUCCGGACGUGAAGUACAACGAGGCCUACAUCUCCUUCCUGCUGGUCCAUCCUGAGUGGAGGAGAGCCGGCAUCGGUACCUUCAUGAUCUACCAUCUGAUCCAGACGUGUAUGGGGAAAGACGUGACGCUACACGUGUCGGCCAGUAAUCCCGCCAUGCUGCUGUAUCAGAAGUUCGGGUUCAAAGCGGAGGAAUACAUCCUGGACUUCUACGAUAAAUAUUAUCCUGUAGACAGCAGCGAGUGCCGCCACGCCUUCUUCCUCCGACUCAGGCGCUGAGUCUGCAGCACGGUGCCUUGCUCCAGGGCACCUGGACAAAAAAGCUGCUGCAGACAGACAGACAGACGCUGUCUGUCUGAAUGUUUCCACAGCGAGAAAACGACAGGUUGUUUCCUGUUUAUCAACUGAACACAAAGAAACUUUAAAAUCAUCCAACUGUUGAUUUUAUCCUACGAACUUAUAAAUGGAAAUUAAAAUACGUUUGUGACUCAUUUCUGUGUGAGUGUGAGUGUGCGUGAGUGUGCGAGUGUUAGGGCUGGGCGAUAUAGCUUAAAAAUAAAAUCUCUGACCUAUGGGAGCCCAAAGGGAGCGCCGGUGUUGUGGAAGUUCAAGAGAAAACCGAUUUUAACUAAAAUUGUGUUUAACUACUAAUUCGAAUUAAUCAAUAAAAUCAAUAUAUCGCCCAGCCCUAGUGUGUGUGUGUGUGUGUGUGUGAGUGAGUGUGUGUUUGUGAGUGUGUACGUACAGAAACAGUUUAAUAUCUAUAGAGCAGGUCUAGACCGAACUCCUUAUGACAUUAUUUACAGAGACCCAACAGUACUACCAUGAUUAAGACCUUGGAGACAGCAGCAAGGAAAUACUGCCGUUAAGAGGCAGAAACGUAUUGAUUAACGAGGUUCCGUGUAUGAAGUUGUAUUUUCGGUCUCUUUUAAAUGUGUUUGGGGAGGUUGAGUAUUGAUUAUUGAUCUGUAACAGUUGUCCACUGUUCUCUGUAAUAAUAUGAAACAACAACAAAUAAACUAGAAAACAAACGUGA
This is a messenger RNA of Dicentrarchus labrax (European seabass), 3133 nucleotides long. RefSeq names its product lysine acetyltransferase 14 (gene kat14). Gene Ontology annotation, molecular function: acyltransferase activity, transferring groups other than amino-acyl groups. The transcript has 10 exons. Bases 1 to 2376 code for a protein of 791 amino acids. Lineage: Eukaryota; Metazoa; Chordata; Actinopteri; Moronidae. The record is from RefSeq and is a predicted model, not a curated record.